Molecule: messenger RNA, 2364 nt
Organism: Stomoxys calcitrans (stable fly)
Lineage: Eukaryota; Metazoa; Arthropoda; Insecta; Diptera; Muscidae
Product: centromere/kinetochore protein zw10
Exons: 5
Coding region: 137-2233 (698 amino acids)
Biological process (GO): mitotic cell cycle; endoplasmic reticulum to Golgi vesicle-mediated transport; mitotic spindle assembly checkpoint signaling
Cellular component (GO): chromosome, centromeric region; RZZ complex; nucleus
Source: RefSeq, a predicted model, not a curated record
UUGUGUUAUAGAAGUAAACGACGUCGAUAACUUCACGCAGGUAUCACUUUCGCAUAAAACAAAUUUCUUAACUAUUGGUAAUUUUUAGAUCUACUGCUAAUUUAUAAGUUCUUGGCAGUGAUAGCAUUAAGUGAGAAUGAAGAUGGAAUUGUCAAGCAUUGGUUCCUCAACAGAGAGUACAAAGAUAACCGUAUUGCGUAUAAUGGAGCAAGUGAGACAUUUCCAAGAUCGCGCACAUAAAUUCAUUGAAGACAAUUACGUCGAUUUCCCAUGUAACCAAAACAUUUGUGACGUGUACAUUAACGAAGGUGAAUCUUUAAUUCGAGAGACUGAAAAUUUGCAGAAGAACAUAGGCAGUGAGGCUAGUAUGUCUCUGAACGAAGCUAACUUGGAACUUGUCCAUUAUUUAGAAAUACUUCGGGAGGUAUCAAUUGGACUCAAACUUUCCCAUCGUAUAUUAAAAAUUGACGACCUUUUUCAAUGUCUGGAUGAUUUAAAUGCUACGAAAGAAUAUCUACCGGCUUUAGAUUUGUUGGAAAAAUUAAAAAGUCUCAUAUGUAGCAGUAGCUUUUCUGAAAUUGAUUUGUUAUUUCAAAAGUGUGAAUGCUACGAUAAUAUCAAGGUCAAAUAUCACAUACAAGCUAAUAUUUUGCAACAAAAUUUACAGCAAAAAUUUGACCGUCUAGUUCAGUUUUCAGUAAAAGUCUAUCCUACUGCCAAAUAUAUAAACUUGCAGGUUUCAAAAAAUUUAGUCGAACUUCAAAGCACUGUAAAUGCUCUUUUUCAAGCUCGUUACAACCCAAUCAAGUUAUGCGAUUUUAUUUUCGAAAACUGCUUAAUACCUAUUAUAACUACACCGGUGUCAGUAGAGUAUUUCACACAAAAUGAAGAAUUUAAUCAAAUGAGUAUUUCAUAUUCGAUAAAGACACAUUGCAGUCUGAAACCAUCUUACAAGACCGUGCUGUCACACAUUGUUACCCUUUUUGAUUGUUUGGCCGCUAUCAAUGUACAAGUUUCGGAAUCAAAGUAUGUGUUUGGGAUAAUAGGGAAUCACAUAAAAGAGAAGUGUUUGAAUAUACUUGUUGAGAAAUGUCUUAUGCAUGCCAUUCCCGAAACAAUGGACGAAUAUGACAGAUCUACUGUUGUGAGUGAUAUCAAAAAGUUCGAGCAUGAACUGUCAAACAUAUUCUUUAUGGAUCCCAGCAAAGACAAGGCUUUGUCUAAUUUUGUUUCAAACUAUGAUACUUUGUUUCGGCGGCAAUUCUCUACAACAGUUCUUGAAAAUGUUCGAAGUAUUGUACAAAGGGAUUUGCAAGAUAUGACCGAAAUAACAGAGCAGAACAUAACUAACAUAUUAAAAAGCAAUUAUUUUCAAUUUCCUCAAUGCAUGGUAUCUAAAAGUACGUUGGACAUAUUAAAUCUAUUGGAACGGAUCUUACAUCAACCUCUUACGAUGGCUGAAGCUACAGAAAGUUCCGCCGUGAACUAUUAUUUAACAAUAAUUCCCACCAUUUUAAAUACAUAUGCUUUGGAAGCUCCAAAAUUACACGAAAAGUUAUUAGAAAGUAUUCCACAACAGUCAGCGGUUUUUCACAACAAUUGCAUGUUCCUUUCACAAUGGGUUGUAAAAAAUGCUAAGUUUGGAAUUCCUACACACGCUGCAUUAGUGAAAACCUUGCAAUCUACUGGUAUACGUAUUUUCAAGGCUCAGGAAGAGCAACAGAGGAAAAUUAUUUUGGAUAUACUGAAAAACUUAGAUAUUUCGGAUACACAUUCAAUUGGUUUAAAUCCUUUGAAACUUCUACGGCAAUGCUUACGCCAAUUGGAUCUGCUUAAAAACGUUUGGAUGGACGUUUUACCAGAAUCCGAAUAUUAUAACACAUUUUGCUCACUUAUGGACAUUUUUUGCCAGGACAUUAUUCGAAAUAUACUAUGUCUAGAAGAUAUAUCUACAACUGUGGCAAAUCAGUUAGGGGAGCUUAUUGAUACAAUAUUAAGGAAGGGUCCUUCCCUUUUUAAAGAAAAAAAUCAAGUCAUGCUAGUUCCAUCCUGGAUGAAGUUACAACAACUGCAAAUGAUACUUAGCGCAUCACUUCAAGAAAUCGCAGACCAAUGGUGUGAUGGUGCUGGAAUUUUAACAGUGAAUUUUAAAGCUGAAGAAAUUCGUCAUUUAAUUCGGGCCCUUUUCCAGAAUACUGACCGCCGUGCUAAGAUAUUAUCAAGGAUUGCAUAAGAAACGAAAAAAUGUAUGGAGUCUGUAGAUUACAUUUUUACAUUAGCAAAAUUCAAUUGCGAACAGUGUUUGCCGUUUUUUGACAGCUUCCUACGAAAUAAAACCAAGGAAAUUACUGAAGAAAUUUAUAA